AUGGGAAAUGGCCGGGGCAGAAGGUCUUACCAGGGGGAGAGGAAGAUGAACCGGCGCCACCCCAAACCGCGCGCUUCCCACGCCGUCAGCGACGCACUCUCGUCCCUGAGUCUCGACACACCCAUCGAGCCCCACAAACCGAAGGACCAGCCCACCAACUUCCCACGGCUCCAACGUGCUUUUCGGCGUGAUGGUAUGGCCGACUCCACCGUGAACCCCCUCCUCUGGCAGGUCAAGCCAGCUGACCUCCACCGCCUCGUGCGGCGGUUGAAACAGCAGGCCCCAAAACGCCAGGCCUCGUCGGCCAAGCAGGGUCCCAACAUAUCCGGCCGCAUCGCCACGCUGCUUCGCCGCGUCAUCAACAACCACGAGCGCGUCGUCGGCCCUCAGGCCCCGCCCCCUCAAGCCGCUCGAGCCCGCAGGUGCUCCGACUCGACCGCCAAGAUGAUUGAUUCCAUCACCAGCAACGGCGCCAACGGCUUCCGGCCCAACCCCGGUUUCCGGGCCGGCCCGCCCCUCUCGGAGACGGUUGACGGUAUGAACUUUGAGCAGUUGCUGGCCUAUAGGGAGACGAUGAGAACGGAGCAGCAGCUGGUGAUCCCCCAUGGUGAGAGCCAUGCGCUACAGCAACCCCCCCGUCUCCUCAUUCAGGAACAGGCAUCCAACAGGCCUGUCAUUGCAAUGGCGAACAGCUUUUCUCGCGGGUUUGGGGCGGAGCCUCUAGAAUAUGGGGUGCAGAGGAUGAGACUGUGA
Molecule: messenger RNA, 753 nt
Organism: Chaetomium fimeti
Lineage: Eukaryota; Fungi; Ascomycota; Sordariomycetes; Sordariales; Chaetomiaceae
Exons: 1
Coding region: 1-753 (250 amino acids)
Source: RefSeq, a predicted model, not a curated record